GCAAAAUCAUGGCGGAGGCAGAGAUUGUGGAGGGUUGCCGAUUGCCUGUACUUCGCAAGAAUCAAGAUAAUGAAGUUGAAUGGCCACUUGCUGAAAUUCUGAGCAUCAAGGAACUUACAGGGAAGAAACUAUUCUAUGUGCAUUAUAUAGACUUUAACAAGCGAUUAGAUGAGUGGGUUACUCAUGAUCGUUUGGAUCUUAAGAAGAUUCAAUUUCCAAAGAAAGAGGCAAAAACUCCAACAAAGAAUGGACUACCUGGAUCAAGACCAAGCUCCCCUGAGAGAGAGGUGAGGAAGAUUCCCGAGUUGAUCCCACCUCCGGUUGUUCCCCCCGCAGCAGGUGGAAAAUCUCUUCCUGUGCCGAAGCGGAAGGUGGACAUUGUAUCUCCUGCAACUCCAGUCCCACCACCUCCAGAGACAACCCAGGUCACUGUCUUUCCACAGCAGGCGCCCUGUGAUGUAGCUGGAGUGAGUGCACAUACAGUGAUGCUGUCUCAAAAUGGUGCAGUGCGCAGACCCAGUGCUCCUGCAGUGCAACCUGGACGCAAGCGCAAAUCUAACUGUCUGAGUGCAGAUGAGGAUUCCCAGGACAGCUCUGAUGGGAUUCCUUCUGCACCUCGUAUGACAGGGAGCUUGGUGUCUGACCGCAGCCAUGAUGACAUCAUUACACGAAUGAAAAAUAUUGAGUGCAUUGAGCUUGGUCGGCACCGCCUCAAGCCUUGGUAUUUCUCACCAUACCCUCAGGAGCUAACAGUAUUGCCUGUCCUCUAUUUAUGUGAAUUUUGCCUGAAAUAUGUGAAGAGUCUUAAAUGUCUACAAAGGCACCUGACAAAAUGUAACCUACGCCACCCUCCAGGAAAUGAGAUCUACAGGAAAGGAACAAUCUCCUUCUUUGAGAUAGAUGGGCGCAAAAACAAGAGUUACUCCCAGAAUCUGUGUCUUUUAGCAAAGUGCUUUCUGGACCACAAAACAUUAUAUUAUGACACUGACCCUUUCCUCUUCUACAUCAUGACAGAGUAUGACUGCAAAGGUUUUCACAUUGUUGGUUACUUUUCCAAGGAGAAAGAAUCCACAGAAGAUUACAAUGUGGCCUGUAUCCUAACCCUGCCUCCUUACCAAAGAAGAGGUUAUGGCAAACUGCUUAUUGAAUUCAGUUAUGAGCUGUCUAAAGUUGAAGGGAAAACUGGAACACCAGAGAAACCACUAUCAGAUCUUGGGCUGCUUUCCUAUCGAAGCUACUGGUCACAGACAAUCCUGGAGAUUCUAAUGGAACUUAAAACAGAAACUGGAGAGAGGCCUCAAAUUACCAUAAAUGAAAUCAGUGAGAUCACAAGCAUAAAAAAAGAAGAUGUCAUCUCCACAUUACAGUAUUUGAACCUGAUCAAUUACUACAAGGGCCAGUACAUCUUGACACUUUCAGAAGAUAUUGUGGAAGGCCAUGAAAAAGCUAUGCAGAAAAGAGUUUUGAGGAUAGACUCCAAAUGUUUGCACUUUACACCCAAAGACUGGAGCAAGAGGGGGAAAUGGUAGUGGAUGGAGUAACGAGAAAUCUGAGACAAAACAAGACUGUCUGAUAGGCAGACGUAUCAUUGUUACUCUUAUUAAAGAGUGCUGUUACAUUUUUUUUUAACACCGGGGAAGUUCAAACAUUAAUAUAAAUUCAUCAUAGUUUCAUUUCACAACCAGUAUCUGGUACACAUUUGAACUUCAUGCAUUGCAAGUUCAACCACAACCAAGUCAGUAGAAUCAUAACUUUGUAUUUCAGACUUUAUGUAAAUGAAAGGGCACAAACCAAAACAGCACUAGGUAAGCAGUGCCAAAUAUUUGGAUUUAUUUAUAAAAUGCAUUCUAGUAGCUGAAAUGGCACUAGUUCCAAGACAGCAACCAUUUCUGGUCAGAUUUCCUGAUGGAGGAAACUAUUACAGUCUUUAUACAUGCUUGUUUUAUAUACUAACUAACCAUUGUAACCCCUCCAGGGGAAGUGAAUAUUGAAUAGAAUCUUUGUUUUUCCAGAUGUUACAGUAUAGCACUGCUGCAGGCAACACUGGGCAGUGCUGUUCUGCAUGUUUAUUCAGUGGUUACAAGGUUUUUAAUUCAGAAACAGGUUAAAAGUAUGUAUAUAUUUGUGGCAGUAGUAGCUGAGAUGGUACAGAUGUGAUCUAGCCACCCCUUUUAGAAAGUGGGAAGGAAAGCAGGACAGUGAAAUACAAACAAAGCUGGAAUUGUGCAUUGUAAAUAUAUAUUGUAAAUAAAACUUUUUAAUACAAAAA
Molecule: messenger RNA, 2269 nt
Organism: Xenopus tropicalis (tropical clawed frog)
Lineage: Eukaryota; Metazoa; Chordata; Amphibia; Anura; Pipidae
Gene: kat5
Product: K(lysine) acetyltransferase 5
Biological process (GO): regulation of DNA-templated transcription; cellular response to stress; cellular response to oxygen-containing compound
Cellular component (GO): protein-containing complex; chromosome; chromatin
Molecular function (GO): histone acetyltransferase activity; peptide 2-hydroxyisobutyryltransferase activity; chromatin binding
Source: RefSeq, marked provisional